Molecule: messenger RNA, 4466 nt
Organism: Anarrhichthys ocellatus (wolf-eel)
Lineage: Eukaryota; Metazoa; Chordata; Actinopteri; Perciformes; Anarhichadidae
Product: integrin alpha-M-like
Exons: 30
Coding region: 152-3568 (1138 amino acids)
Biological process (GO): integrin-mediated signaling pathway; cell-matrix adhesion; cell-cell adhesion
Cellular component (GO): integrin complex; external side of plasma membrane
Molecular function (GO): integrin binding
Source: RefSeq, a predicted model, not a curated record
GAGCUGUCACCUUAUGAUGUCUGUAUGUUGCUAUCAACAUCCCCCCACAGUUUCAGUGGUAAAGAAAUAGUUGUAGGUCGCCACAAAGUACAAUAGUUUCCAAAUAAAUGUGUGUGAGCUCUGUGAAGCUUUUAGCGUUCUCCAUUGGACAAUGGAGUGGACAAUUACUACAACACUAUUCUUGUCAGUGUUAAAAGCUGCACUUUGUUUUAACAUCGAUCCCGUCGCCUGGAAGAGCCUGACUCAAUCUGCUGCAGGUUUUGGGUACCAGGUGGUGCAGAGGCGAUCAGACUUGCUGGUCAGUGCUCCUCUUGCACAGUUUUCACAAGGAGGACAAAUAUACAAGUGUUCCACCGAAUCCUGCAGUGUACUAGAGGUUCCCCGGGUGGACUAUGCAGUCAACAUGUCUCUUGGUUUGACGAUGGCAAGUGAUUCCUCCACACGAAACACUUUGGCAUGUGGUCCAACCAUCCCAAAGGACUGCAAAAGUAUCACCAUGUACAGUGGUAUAUGCUUCCAGAUAGACAGUGGUGAUCAAGUUAUAGGUCCUAUACCUUCCUCUAAUAUAGAGUGCCCAUCAGCAGACAUUGCAUUUCUGUUGGAUGGCUCUGGCAGCGUAGCGGCAAUGGAUUUUCUAACAAUGAAGACUUUUGUGAAAGAUCUGGUCCGCUCACUCCUGCCACUAGACACACAGUUUGCCAUUGCCCAAUUCGCCACCUCUCCCCAAGUCCAUUUUUACUUCAAUGAAUUUUUCUCUGGAACUAAAUCAUGGGAAGCCAAAGUUAAUGACAUUAAACAACAGAGAAGUCAAACUUACACAGCGAAAGCCAUCAAAUAUGUGGUCACAAACAUUUUCAAACCAACAAGAGGUUCCAGGUCAAAUGUGAAGAAAAUCUUGAUCGUCAUUACCGAUGGACUAUCUCACGACAAGGAUGAUUUGCCAUCUGCAGCAGACUUAGCUGACAAGGCAAAGAUCAUUCGAUUUGCCAUUGGAGUGGGGCAAGCAUUUUUCAAUGCUAAGGCAAAACAUGAACUGGACACCAUUGCAUCUUCUCCCACAGAAAACGUAUUUCGAGUGGACAGUUUUACCGCACUUGAAAAAAUAAGGAAGAGUUUGCAGGCCAAACUCUUCUCUAUUGAAGGAUCACAAAGUGGAGACUCACUGAAAUUGGAAAUGGCUCAAGAAGGAUUCAGUGCAGCUUAUGGGCCUCAGGGCAUUCAGAUGGGUAUUGUCGGUGCUAAUGAGUGGAAGGGAGGCUACCUCCAAUACUCAUUGCCGACACACCGCAAGACGAGCCUCAAGAUGAGCUCCUUUGAGCCUAAUAUAGAUGCUGACAGUUAUCUGGGUUACUCCAUUGCAGUCGCUACAACGAGGCAAGGCACUUUAACAAUUGUUGGUGCUCCAAGAUAUCAACACCGAGGUGCUGUGAUGGUAGUUCCCCAAAACUGGCUUUACAAAAUGAUUGAUCCUUCUCCAUGGCAGUUUCAGAGUGGUGAAUACUUUGGGGCCGUUGUUUGUGCGAUGGACGUUGAUCGUGACAGCUACACUGACCUAAUCCUCAUAUCUGCCCCUAUGUUCGUGGACACUGAUAGAGAGGGAAGAGUUUACGUUUGCAGCCUAACUGAUUUGAAUGUGGAGUGUCACUUAGAUUCUCCGUCAGUACUGAGAGGGGCUGCAUCUGACAAUGGAAGGUUUGGGUCUUCUCUCGCUGUACUGCCUGAUCUUAACAUAGACGAUCUCAAUGAGUUGGCAGUUGGAGCGCCUUUGGAGAACAACGGUCAAGGCAGCAUCUACAUAUUCCACGGCGAAGGAGGAGGAAGGAUCAGUUCUGCUUACUCACAGAGAAUUGCUGGCUCUGAAGUCAGGUCAGGACUGAAGUUCUUCGGCAUGUCGAUCAGUCAGUCAUCUUUUGACCACAGCAAUGACGGUCUGCCUGACUUGGCGGUGGGUUCAAAGGGCGCAGUUGUCUUACUUAGAUCAAAGCCUAUAGUAAUGGUAGAAGCUACAGUGUCAUUCAGCCCAAAAGAAAUCUCCACUCAAAACUCAGACUGCUCAAAAGCUUUGACGAACAUAGCGGAAAUCUGCUUUACCAUGACCAGCCACUCUGCAGUAGACCAAGCUCAAGCAAGGAUCAGCUACAAUCUAACGCUGGACGCCACUCGCAAAGUUCCAAACAACCGGGCCUACUUUACUGCGCAACAACGAGAGACGAAUGGAACAGUUACUCUUGACUUAAGUCGGCCUGUAUGCGUCAAGGUGACGUACUCAGUCGAGGCUUGUCCAGAAGAUGCUCUAAAUGCACUUAACAAUGAACUCAGAUUCACCUUUGAAGGUUUACCUAAUGGCCAAAAUCCAAGUCCGAGUCUUGCCCUGCAGGCGCAGACAACAGGUUUUCAUCCUUUAGGGUUCGAGAUCAAUUGCGGCACGGACAAUAAAUGUACCGAUAACCUGAAAGUGGAUUUCAACUUCACCAGUUCCUUAGAGGUAAAAGUGGGCAUUGAUGAACUGUUGAAUGUCACCGUCUCAGUGGAGAACAGGGAGGAAAACUCUUACAACAGCCGUGUCAUUCUCACAUACCCAGUCGGACUCUCAUACAGGAAGUUUACAAUUCACCAGGGAAGAAUUGAGUGCAACUCCUUGGACAGUGAAGAUGGCGUAACAAGAGGAAAGACGGACUGCACUGUUAACAAGCCUAUUUUGAAGAGCAACACUAAGGCUUUCUUCAUCAUCUCCUAUGGGAUCGAAACUAGAAGUCAACUUGACAGGAAGCUUUUUGUCACUGCAAAUGCUACCAGUGGGAAUGAGGACCACGCCAACUCAAGUGAACUCUACAAAAAGAAAGAGAUUGAUGUGAAGUACAGCAUUUUUGCUACGAUUGAAAGUUCCCUCAGCUACAGCAAUUUCUCUUUCGGCAAGAAUAAUCUGCAAAAACCAGUCCAACAAUCAAUUGUGGUUACAAAUGAUAUCAGAGCACUGCAUUUCACUGUGGUGAUCAGGGUGCCCGUGAGGCUCGGUGAUAAAGACAUCUGGGUAGAUUCCAGCAGUUUGCAGAUUCCAGACUGCCAAAGAGACAAGGAGGAAGAACCUAAAGUCACAGAUUUUAUUGCUAAGAUACAGAAAAAUAAGUUAGUGGACUGUUCUGUAGCCAGGUGCACGGUUUUCAAGUGCAGUAGGUUCAUGGCAAGACUGGAGAGUAAAAAGUACAACAUCGCUGCCAACCUGAGUUCUGGAUGGAUAGAGCAAAUUGGACUUCAAUCUGCCAAAUUCCUCUUGACCAGCACAGCCAGUCUGGAGUACGACAGAAACCAGUACAUCUUUUUUUCAACAGGGUCUCAUAACAACCCUCCUGUUCGCAAGAUUGAGGCAGAGGUAGAAGUGUAUCCUGAACCAGACUUCACCAAAGAGAUUGUUGGAGGAUCCCUGGGAGGGUUGGCUUUCCUGGUUUUACUCACCGCUGGCCUGUAUAAGGCUGGAUUUUUCAAGAGUAAAUACAAGGAAAUGAUUAAUGCUGAUGCGGCUGAUGCGGCAGAUCCGGGGGUGGAUGGAGGCGCACCCACACCAGAAUAACAAAUAUAAAAUCUGCAGAUGUUCCCCAGACGGCAGCCUUUUCCAACUCAAAUAUAUUCAUAGUAUUAGCCUGCUUAUUGCAGCUGACAACAAAACAGCAAAACUGUUUCAACAUCUACAGUGGCGCCUAUCAACUCUGAUUACUUCAUGUGUACCAUUACUCAGAGCUCUUGCAUUUUGUAAUAUUUUGCCAUUUUUAGGAAUCAAUGUGAUUUGAAGACAACUUUCGUUUGAAGAAACUAGAAAGCUUAGCUGUGUCUGAAAUCACUCCCUCACUCUGUCAUUCACUAUUUCCUAUAACAGAGGUUCCCAACCAGGGGGUCGGGACUGUGCCAAGGGGUCGCAAGAUGAUUUCCUGGUUAGGAAGUAAUACCCAGUGAAUGCUGUAAAGUUUUACCUCUUCCCUAAACAAUUUUCAAAUGAAAGUCUCAGCGGGGAGACACCCUGUAAAAAAGGAUCGCAAGUAGAAAUCGGUUCAUCUUAAGGAUGAUAAUAAAAUGUCGUGAACCGCUGUCCUAUAUUAUAGACUUUUCAUAAUUGACCUGAUAGUAGGCAGUAAAUUGAAAUUUCAGGCACUGUGUAUACAUUUCAUGAAUAAAUUGGGUUACUCAAAUACAAUGGUGGAGGUUAAACGUAGUGCAUUUAAACAUUUUUUAAAUACUAUAUAUACAUAGAGUGAUUUCGGACACAGCCCAUGAGAUGUAAUGUUGCAGGAGGCUUUAAAAAAUGACUGUACAUUUUUCAAACCUAAAUUUUUAUCCUAAUAGCCCAUUGUAGGUCUACAAUGAAACUUUUCUGCUUUUAUAUUUGCAAGCUAUGCAUGUUAAUUUGUGUUAUUUCUGAUUUCACAAAUCGUUUUGUAAAACUGCUGAAAUUAAAACGGCAAUAUUGAUAUACA